Anolis carolinensis (green anole) is the source of this 6350-nucleotide messenger RNA. Its product is annotated as zinc finger protein 501. Gene Ontology annotation, biological process: regulation of DNA-templated transcription. The transcript has 4 exons. Lineage: Eukaryota; Metazoa; Chordata; Lepidosauria; Squamata; Anolidae. The record is from RefSeq and is a predicted model, not a curated record. Bases 142 to 1665 code for a protein of 507 amino acids.
GGAAGACUCAUUCUCGCUGCUCCUGGGAGGACUCAGGGGACCGAAGAGGCCUGUUUCUUUCUUCUGGAAAAGGAAAAGAUCGAUCUCAGGUGUGCAUAGGUCCAGGGCUGGCCUGCCUGGUCUCCACUGAAUUUGUCCUCCAUGGAAGAAGCAACAACCUUCGAACAGGUGACCUUUGGGGAUGUGGCACUCUAUUUCACAGAAGAGGAAUGGAAACUCUUGGAUCAAAACCAAAAGUCUUUGUAUUACGCGGUCAUGAUGAAAAACUACGAGAAUGUAUCCUUCUUGAGAGAUAACUGGCGUGAAACCAAACCAAGCAUGAAGUACCUUAAGCACAAACGGAGGCUUAAGCACAAACACCUCCGAACCUACUUGGGAAGGAGAUAUCGUCCUGCCAAGCAUCGGUACAAGUGCGGUGUGUGUGGAAAAUGUUUUCUCCAUAGGAUGGUAUUUGCUCUUCACAAGAAAGCCCAUAUUAGGAAGAAUCGUGUUAAAUGGGAAGUGUCCAGAACACAUAGUGCAGAAGAUCUGCCGCUUGGGAACGGCCAGGAAGUGCCCACAGCAGAGAAAGCAUGCAGACGGCAAGAGCGUGGAAAAGAUUUUGCUUCUAAUUCACAUCAUGUGAGCUACACGAGAACCCAGUCAAAAAAGACACGCUACGAAUGCCAGUGUGGGAAAUAUUUUGGUCACAAGUCAGACUUCGUGAAGCAUCAACGAGUCCACACCGGAGAGAAACCCUUCAAAUGCCAAGAGUGCGGGAAAUGCUUUGCUCGGAAGUCGCACCUCGAGAGCCAUUUCAGAGUCCACACAGGAGAGAAGCCAUACAAAUGCCAGCUCUGCGGGAAAUGUUUUUCUCAGCAGACCAACUUCAAGAGCCACCUGAGAGUCCACACUGGAGAGAAGCCAUACAAAUGCCAGGUGUGUGGGAAGAAAAUGGCUUGCCACUCGAGCCUUGUAACUCAUAACAGAAUCCAUACAGGAGAGAAGCCGUACGGGUGCCAGCAGUGCCAAAAAUGCUUUGCUUACAAGCCACAUCUUGUGAUGCAUCUCAGGUUGCACACAGGGGAGAAGCCAUACAGAUGUCAGCAAUGUGACAAAUAUUUUACUAACCAUUCCCACCUUGUGGCUCAUAGGAAAACCCAUACAGGCGAAAAACCCUACAAAUGCCAGCAGUGUCAGAAAUGUUUUGUCCGCAACUCAGUCCUCGUGACUCACCUGAGAGUCCACACAGGAGAGAGGCCCUAUGGCUGUCAGCAGUGUGGGAAAUGUUUUGCAAGCCAGUCAAACCUUGUGACUCACCAGAGAAUCCACACAGGAGAGAAACCACACAAAUGCCAGCAGUGUGGGAAAUCUUUUGGCCAGAAAACACACCUCAAGCGUCACCUGAAAGUUCACACGGGAAAUGAAGCACACAAGUGUCCACAGUGUGAGAAUAAGUUUUCUCAGGGUUCAGCCCUUCUGAAACAUCAGAGAGUCCAUUCGGGAGACAAACCGGACAGACGCCAGCUUCGUGAGAAACGUCUUGCUCGCAAGUCACACCAGAGAAUCCACAGAGGAGAGAAACCGUACAUAUGUCAGCUUUGUGGGGAAUGUUUUGCCCGCAAAUCAGUCUUUGUGACUCAUCAAAAAACCCACGUGGGAGAGAAACGGCACAAACGCUGGUAGUAUUUGGCUCAGAGUCCAACCCUUUAGAGCCGUCAGAAUGUCCACGCUGAAGAGAAAAUAGAAAUGAGAAAUAGGUUUUGUUUGGAAUAUAUAUAUAUAUAUCAAGUCAGAAUGUGUUGUUGAAGGCUCUCAUGGCCGGAAUCACUGGGUUGAUGUGAGUUUUCCAGGCUGUAUGGACAUGUUCCAGAAACAUUCUCUCCUGACAUUUCACCCACAUAGAACCAUAGAAUGAUAGAGUUGGAAGAGACCUCACGGGCCAUCCAGUCAUAGAAUCAUAGAAUAGUAGAGUUGGAAGAGACCUCAUGGGCCACCCAGUCAUAGAAUCAUAGAAUAGUAGAGUUGGAACAGACCUCACGGGCCAUCCAGUCAUAGAAUCAUAGAAUAGUAGAGUUGGAAGAGACCUCAUGGGCCAUCCAGUCAUAGAAUCAUAGAAUAGUAGAGUUGGAAGAGACCUCACGGGCCAUCCAGUCAUAGAAUCAUAGAAUAGUAGAGUUGGAAGAGACCUCAUGGGCCAUCCAGUCAUAGAAUCAUAGAAUAGUAGAGUUGGAAGAGACCUCACGGGCCAUCCAGUCAUAGAAUCAUAGAAUAGUAGAGUUGGAAGAGACCUCAUGGGCCAUCCAGUCAUAGAAUCAUAGAAUAGUAGAGUUGGAAGAGACCUCACGGGCCAUCCAGUCAUAGAAUCAUAGAAUAGUAGAGUUGGAAGAGACCUCAUGGGCCAUCCAGUCAUAGAAUCAUAGAAUAGUAGAGUUGGAAGAGACCUCAUGGGCCAUCCAGUCAUGGAAUCAUAGAAUAGUAGAGUUGGAAGAGACCUCAUGGGCCAUCCAGUCAUAGAAUCAUAGAAUAGUAGAGUUGGAAGAGACCUCAUGGGCCAUCCAGUCAUGGAAUCAUAGAAUAGUAGAGUUGGAAGAGACCUCACGGGCCAUCCAGUCAUAAAAUCAUAGAAUAGUAGAGUUGGAAGAGACCUCAUGGGCCAUCCAGUCAUAGAAUCAUAGAAUAGUAGAGUUGGAAGAGACCUCACGGGCCAUCCAGUCAUAGAACCAUAGAAUGACAGAGUUGGAAGAGACCUCACGGGCCAUCCAGUCCAACCUCCUACCAAGAAGCAGGAAAAUGACAUCCAAAGCAGAUGGCCAUCCAGCCUCUCCUUAAAAGCCUCUAAAGAAGGAGCGUCCACCACAGUCCGGGACAGAGUUCCACUGCUGAACAGCUCUCUCACAGUGAGGAAGUUCUUCCUAAUGUUCAGGUGGUAUCUCCUUUCCUGUAGUUUGAAACCGUUGUUCCGUGUCCUUGUCUCCAGGGCAGCAGAAAACAAGCUUGCUCCUUCCUCCCUAUGAUUUUUCCUCACAUAUUUACGUUGUUCCGUGUCCUAGUCUCCAGGGCAGCAGAAAACAAGCUCCCUCCCUCCUCCCUAUGAUUUUCCCUCACAUAUUUACGUUGUUCCGCGUCCUAGUCUCCAGGACAGCAGAAAACAUGCUUGCUCCCUCCUCCCUAUGACUUUCCCUCACAUAUUUAUGUUGUUCCGUGUCCUAGUCUCCAGGGCAGCAGAAAAUAAGCUUGCUCCCUCCUCCCUAUGAUUUUCCCUCACAUAUUUACGUUGUUCCGUGUCCUAGUCUCCAGGGCAGCAGAAAACAAGCUUGUUCCCUCCUCUCUAUGAUUUUCCCUCGCAUAUUUAUGUUGUUCCGCGUCCUAGUCUCCAGGGCAGCAGAAAACAAUUGUGCUCCCUCCUCCUUAUGACUUACCCUCACAUAUUUAUACAUGGCAUUCAUGUCUCCUCUCAGCCUUCUCUUCUGCAGGCUAAACAUGCCCAGAUUUUUCAGCCGCUCCUCAUAGGGCUUGUUCUUCAGAUCCUUGAUCAUUUUAGUCGCCCUCCUCUGAACACAUUCCAGCUUGUCAACAUCUCCCAUCUAUGGCAGGCAUCCUCAGAGGUUGCGAGAUCUGUUGGAAACUAGGCAAGUGGGGUUUAUAUAAAGGUAAAAAGGUAAAGGUUUCCCCCUGACAUUAAGUCUAAUCAUGUCCGACUCUGCGUGUUGGUGCUCAUCUCCAUUUCUAAGCCGAAGAGCCGGAGUUGUCUGUAGACACCUCCAAGGUCAUGUGGCCAGCAUGACUGCAUGGAGCGCUGUUACCUUCUCGCCAGAGCGGUACCUAUUGAUCUACUCACAUUUGCAUGGUUUCAAACUGCUAGGUUGGCAGAAGCUGAGGCUAACAGCACUCCCUGAAUUCGAACCACUGACCGACCUUGUGGUCAGCAAGUUCAGAAGCUCAGCAAAGGACAAGAGGGAUCCUCUCACCUCUGCAGGAGUCUACCAUAUACCAUGCAGCUGAGGACAAGUCUACAAAGGGAACACCAAACACAGACACGAAUCAAGGAACAUGAAAGGCACUGCAGACUGAUUUAGCCAGAGAAGUCAGCCAGAGCAGAGCACCUGAUGAACCAACCUGGAUAUAGAAUAUUAUUUGGGAACACAGAAAUGCUGAACCACAUCAUGUCAGAGUACACAGAGAAGCCAUUGAAAUCUUCAAGAAGCAGGUGGACCAGUUCAACAGAAAGGAAGAAACCAUGAAAAUGAACAAAAUCUGGCUCCCAGUAUUUAAAAAAAACUCUAAAAUCAGCCCAGCAAAUAAAGAACAACACUCUGAAAACAGGGGAAUUCCAGACAGAAAACAAUGAGAGCCAGCUAACACCUCUCAACAAAGGAUUCCCCCAGGCAGGAAGUAGCUAGUAGGUAUGUCCAAAAAAUCAUUUUGAAUCUUAUAUCGAAUUUAUAUCGGAUUGUUCUCGCUUUUUGAGACGCAUUCCGAGACGUCUCAUGCGCAACCGGCAAUGUUUUAAUUUUUUUAAAACAUUAUAAAAAAAUUUUUGUUUCUGCAACCUACCUUGAAUGGGAGUUUAGCUCAGCCUAACAUGGCUGCCGUGCCCCAGCCAAUCAGAAGCUUCCACGAUGGAUGCAAAGGUGGGGGCUAGGGUCCUCUGUGUCCAUGUGGAAGAUUGUCAUAAAAGCCCGUUGUGUAGCCCGGGCGAGCCAUUCUGGGCUGGGUUUUGCGUGGAAAAGGUGCAAAUGGAGAGCAAACAAGCCUCGUGUCUUGAGGGAGAGAGAGGGUGAAGUGGCCCGGUCUGGCUGUUCCCACAGAGGGGUUUGGAGAAAGGGUUAGGGUUUUGUUGCUGGUUCCUUCUCUUGUGAGUGUGUUAAUUUUGGGUAGUGCUCAGCUAUUUAGAGCUGUGAAUUCCAGGGUUAUUUUUUUCCAUAUUAUUAAAAAAAAUUAUCUAGCUUUCAAUUUCGUUAAGAAUAAUUCUUGCUGGAUCAUAGCAUACCUUUGCAGAAUCAGUAGUUUUAUUUCAUUAAGAAGGCAUUGCCUUUCAGGCUUGUGGGAUCACAUAGGCAGAGACACCAUUGAUUUCCAGAGUUCUUGCUUACAAAUAUAGCAAGGGAAUGUAUAGUUUUCAAAGUAUCUUUGCACUCUUUGCCAGGGCAUUGCUUGGCGUGGUCACUGGUCCAGUGUAUUAUAAAAAGUUAUGAAAAUUCACCAAAAAAUCGUAGGAGACAGGAAACGUCCUGCAAUUUGUUGAGCUAAGAGUGUUGAAUGUGUUCUCCCACUGUACCAAAUUUGAUGAGAAUAGCUCAAGAAAUGAGGGCGGGAGGUCCCUGUAAACGUCCCCCCCCCCCGUUCCUUUUUUUUUUUGGCGCUUGCGCAUGCGCGUCCGCCAUUUUAGAAACAUUUAGAAUCAUUACGAAUUUUCAGAAAUAUCUGAAAUUUUGGGGUGAAAAAUUCGGAAAUGCUUUCUAUAUCAAUGCGCCAGCGCCUCCUAUUUAGAAACGAGAAUUGAAACUUUUUUUUCAUCGAUCGGACAUGCCUAGUAGCUAGGUUUUGAAGCAAAGAGUUCUUUCUCCCACCCUGGACAUCAUUCCACAGAUAUAUAAACCUUCCUCUCUUAGUUUCUCCAAUAUACCUCACAACCUCUGAGGAUGCCUGUCAUAGAUGUGGGCGAAACGCCAGGAAAUAAUGUUUCUGAAACAUGGCCAUACGGCCCGGAAAACUCACCGCAACCCAGUAUCUUGAGUCUGUCUUGUAAAAAUGUUAUAAUCCUUUUUCAUGCUGUUUUUCUUUUAAAGCGGCACUCCGAGUGUCCAGCUUCUGGUCAAAGGAAAUCUAGUAUAAUGCCAAGUUUUUAAACUUUGUUUGUGUUUUAUAAAAUACAUUAUAAUAGUACCCUCAAUUUGCUUAUGACAUGUUAAAUAAAAUAAUUGUUUUUAAGCAUAUGUUUUGAAUAUAGCUUGCACUCGAGCAUCAUUCAAUAAAUGAUAUUAUUUGGAGCCUUCCGUUUUCUUUGUUGCCCAUCCAAAAUCUGCAGCGUGGAAACCUCUUCAUUAAAAAUACGCAAGACAACUGAGUGUACUGUUAAACAAUGUGAUUAGAAGGUAGUGAAAAACUGUUUAUGAUGGAAUGGAGUUAGACUGAACUCUCUUCUUCUGAACACUUCUGAACCCUUCCCAACAUAAUCUGAUUAAGUCAUUAGACCAAUGAAAUAAUUGAUCUUUGUACAUCAAUGAGAAUAUGCUUUUAAUUUUCUGUAAAAGUGAUAAAAACCCUUGCAACCCAACUUGGUGUUGCAACAAAUCCCUUCCAUGCAUUGCUGUAUGCAUUUUUGUCUCCAUUGCUUGGCCCACAAUAAACAGCUUCUGCAACUGAGA